Messenger RNA from Rotaria socialis, 690 nucleotides. Lineage: Eukaryota; Metazoa; Rotifera; Eurotatoria; Philodinida; Philodinidae. The record is from the annotation of a GenBank genome assembly.
AUGAACAAUAAAGAUAUUCCUAAUGAAGAGUCAGACGAGAAAAAUUCAUCUAAUUUAAAACCAACAUCGAAAAUUCUCGAAAAAAAAGAUGACCGUAUUUUAAAGCAAGUUCCUCUUCAACUGCAUUCAGCUCAACAAGAAAUAAAUAAUUUGCGUCUAUUAAAUAUUUGUCUUCAAUCAACCUUAAUUCGUGUUCAAACUCAAUUAAUUGAAUAUUUACCAGUUAAUAUUCAUGAUGAAAUAAAACGAAAUCAAACAAAACAAAAAUUAGUUUUAUUACGUCAAACCGAUGAUCAUAGUCGACGAAUAAUUCAUUCUCAGCAAAUAUCUUUUCUUCAAUUAAUUAAUAAUUUUAAAAAUCUAUUAGAUUUUAAUCAAGAAAAAGUUCCAAAUAAAGAAAUUCCAAUAGCAAAAAAUGAAAAACAAAUUGAUAUUUUACACGAAAUGUUUAACGAAUUGAAUACUAUAAUACAUACUGAACAUAACGAUAGAAUUUGUCAACUCUAUAUAACAUUAGCAGAAGCAUCUAGUUCAGUAGUCGAUGCACGUGAAAUUCUUGAUCAAACCAUUCAUGCACAUGGAAUCAUAACACAACGAAAAAUAAAACGAACAAUUUUUUAUAUAUGUAUUGGAUUUACUUUUAUUUCAAUAUUUACAUUUAUUAUUAUAAUAUCUAUUCGAAUGCAUUAA